AAUAACCAUUAUACGUGAUGUUCAUAAUUGCCUGCUCUGUCAAUUUGUUUUGUUUUGCUCAGAAAAAUAUCGACGGAAAAGGAUUAAAAUGAGUGUUGAAUUGUGGUUUGAUACCGAUAGUGAAGACGAGGAGGAUUAUACCGUCCUGGCAGCGGAACGUAGGCGGAUAAGAGAUAAAUCAAAUCCGCUGGAUCAAACUGAAAAAUCAUUCAUUCAAUUCUUCAGGAUUUCUAAGGAUAUUUUUAAAUAUUUAUUGGAUAUUAUCGAUACAAAAAUCAACCCUAUUCAACAAUCUACGUCGGUUCCUCCAAUGAUUAUGCUGGCAGCUUCAUUAAGAUUUUUUGCAGAAGGGAACUAUCAGAAGGGCGUAGGAAACGAUCGCUUCAUUGGAUUAGCACAACCUACGAUGUCAAAAGUUUUGAAACUUGUUUUGGGCAUAAUUGAAACAGAAGUCUGUGCGGCCGUCAUCCAGUUUCCAUCCGAAGACAAUGAAAUAAGCGCCAUUAAAUUAGGUUUCUAUGGAAAAACUGGAUUCCCAGGAGUAAUCGGAUGUGUAGAUGGAACCCACGUUAGUAUCAUUCCGCCAGUCCGCAAUAAACAUCUGUUCUACAAUCGCAAAGGCUUUUACAGUCUGAAUGUAAUAUUGGUUUGCGAUCAUAAUUUGAUGAUUCGGUAUCUUAAUGCUAAUCAUCCAGGUUCCUCGCAUGACUCGUUUGUUUGGAAUGGCAGUUCUCUAAAUCAGUUGCUGUUACAAAGAUACAAUAACGGGGAGAGGAACACCUGGUUACUCGGUGAUGCUGGUUACCCUUUGACACCAUUUCUGAUAACUCCUUUCCGUACGGGUGAAAAUACCACAGAACGACAGACGAGGUUCAACGAAAUUCACUCCAAAACUCGAAUCACCGUGGAAAGAGCAAUUGGAGUGGUCAAGAAUACCUUCCGAUGCUUGCUAGCAGCAAGACAGCUGUAUUAUAAACCUGAAAAAGCUACGCAAAUUAUCAACGUUUGCGUAGCCCUACAUAACCUCCGCAUGAAGUAUAAAAUGGAAUACGAUGAACCAGAAUUACCAAAUGGAGAGAACGAUCCAGAACUGCGCGAUGUGGGUAGAAAUGAGAGUGAUGCGAGUAGAAUCAGAGAAGAAAUUAUGAACAACAUUUUAUGA
Topomyia yanbarensis is the source of this 1162-nucleotide messenger RNA. Its product is annotated as putative nuclease HARBI1. Lineage: Eukaryota; Metazoa; Arthropoda; Insecta; Diptera; Culicidae. The record is from RefSeq and is a predicted model, not a curated record. The transcript has 4 exons. Bases 89 to 1162 code for a protein of 357 amino acids.